CCCCCUGCCCAGGUGGCGGGGGCGGGGCGGCUGGUGACGCUGGCGCUGCGCCCCACCGGGGUUUGGGGUGGGAAUUUCGGAAUUUUGGGUGGAACUCUUGGGGAUUUUGGGUGGAAUCAUUGCGAUUUUGGGCUUUUCCCUUUGAUUUUUGGGGUUUCUUCUUGGGAACUGGGUGGAAUUCUUGGAUUUUUGGGUGGAAUCAUUCAGAUUUUGGGGUUUUCCCUUGGAUUUUGUGGGAUUUUGGGUGAAAUUCUCAGGAUUUUUGGGUUUUUUUCUAGAGAUUUUGGGUGGAAUUUGGUGGGAUUUUGGGCUUUUCCCUUGGAUUUUGGGUGGAAUUUUUGGGAUUUUGGAUUUUUUGGGUGGAAUAAUUCAGAUUUUGGGGCUUUUCCCUUGGAUUUUGGGUGGAAUUUGUGGGAUUUUGGGUGGAUUUUCUUGAUUUUGGGUGGAAUUUUCUCAAUUUUGGGUGGAAUUGUCUCGAUUUCGGGUGGAAUUUUCACGUUUUCACCUGGAAUUUUCGCGAUUUCGCCCGGAAUUUCGGGAUUUUCUCCCGGGAAUCCCGUGUUUUGUAAAUUUUGGGCAUCCCCCCUGCCCAGGUGGCGGGGGGCGGGCGGGCUGGUGACGCUGGCGCUGCGCCCCACCGGGAUCUUCGGGGAGCGGCACCCCCUGCUGGAGCUCUUCUACCGGCGGGGGAGGGGCCUGGGGGGGGCGCGUGCCCCGCACCUCCCCCCCAACGCCGAGCACGGGCGCGUCUACGCAGGAAACGUGGCCUGGAUGCACGUGCUGGCCGCCCCGCGCCGCCGCGCCCGCCCGGCCUCGGUGGGCGGCCAGUUCUUCUUCUGCUACGACGCGUCGCCCUGGGCGCCCUACGAGGAGUUCAACCUGCUGCUGCUGGGCCCCGCCGGCAUCUCGGGGGGCCCCCCGCGUCCCCCCGCGGCUCUCGGCGCUCCUGGCCUGGCUCAACGGCCUCCUGAGGGAAAUUUUGGGGCGCUUCGGGGUGUGCUGGGAGAAAAGCGGAUUUUGGGGCGCUUCGGGGUGUGCUGGGCGCCGCUGCUGAACCCCUACACCUGGGCCGUGGCCUCCACCCCGUUCAGCGUCCGCACCGACAAGGCCGAGCGCCAGCUGGGCUACCGGCCGCUCUUCUCCUGGGAGGAGGCCCGGGACAGGACGGCGCGCUGGGUCCGGCAGCUGGGCGGGGCCUGAAGGGGUUAAAAACGGGGGGAAAUGGGAAAAAACGGCGAAAAAACGGGGAAAAUCGGUGAAAAAACGGGGGAAAUCGGUGAAAAAAUGGGAGAGAAAUGGGGAAGAAAGGGUUAAAAUUGGCGGUUUGGGGCUGAGGUUGAGGUGGGUGUGGACGUGAAGGGGUUAAAAUGGACAAAAUGUGAAAAAUUGGGGAAAUCGGUGAAAAAAUGAGAAAAUUUGGGUGAAAAAAUGGGGAAGAAAUGGGGAAGAAAGGGUUUAAAAUGGCGGAUUGGGGGCUGAGGUUGAGGCUGGUGUGGGGUGUGGACGUGAAGGGGUUAAAACGGGAGAAAAUGUGAAAAAAUGGGAAAAAUCGGUGAAAAAAUGAGAAAAUUUGGUGAAAAAAUGGGGAAGAAAUGGGGAAGAAAGGGUUAAAAUGGUGGAUUGGGGGCUGAGGUUGAGCCUGGUGUGGGUGUGGACAUGAAGGGGUUAAAAAGGGUUAAAAAGGGGUUAAAAAACGGUGAAAA
Molecule: messenger RNA, 1703 nt
Organism: Passer domesticus (house sparrow)
Lineage: Eukaryota; Metazoa; Chordata; Aves; Passeriformes; Passeridae
Biological process (GO): steroid biosynthetic process
Molecular function (GO): 3-beta-hydroxy-Delta5-steroid dehydrogenase (NAD+) activity
Source: RefSeq, a predicted model, not a curated record